Messenger RNA from Paramecium octaurelia, 1632 nucleotides. Lineage: Eukaryota; Ciliophora; Oligohymenophorea; Peniculida; Parameciidae. The record is from the annotation of a GenBank genome assembly.
AUGAAUAAUAAAUUUGAUUCAGUCUCGUAAAUUCAUCAGGAUUCUUAAAAAAAUAGUCUUGUAUCUAAUAUGUUAAUUACUAAGUCGCAAAAGUCAUAAUUUAAUAAAUUAAUUGAAUCUCAUGAUAAUGGAACAACAAUAUUAUAAUUUGAAAUUCAAUUAAGAGGAGGAGGCUGUGGAUAAGCUAAGUCUAUUCCAAAAGUUGAAGAAAAAUUAAUUAUUGGCGUACCCAAUGAUUUAUUGAUUAAACUAGAAAAUUAUGUUAGCAUAAUUCAUACUAAAGCUUCACUUUUAACUGAUCCUUAACAGAGAAAUGAAGUAAUAAUUGCAUUUUAAUGGUUUAUGUAUAAUAGAGAACAUUUAAAUACUUGUUGUGUUAACCAAAAUUUAACCUAAUCAAUAUAUACAAUAUCAUUGAAUUCUUUUAGGGAUUUGAUAAAAAUUCUUCCUGUUCAUUUACGAUCUUCAUGGUUUUUAUGCUAUUAGGUUCUUUAAAUAUGUAAUGACUUUUUGAGAAUUAUAUAUUCAUUCUAAAUACAAAAUGAUGGUAGAGAAAUGGAAUUAGCUAUGCAAUAAGAAUUUCUUUAAGAUGUAGAGGAAUUUAAGGUAUAAUUGAGUAUUGAAUAAGCAAAUGUAUGGAAUACAGGAAUAGAAUAUGAAAUUACUCUCAUUAAAAUAAUGUUAAUGAAUUGUCAAACCAAUUCAGAAGAAGGAAAAAAUUUAUUAAUAAAUAUUGUUAAUAAUGUCGCUUAAUCAGCUUUGGCAAUGUCACCUACUGAAGACUUAAUCCCAAGUCUCAUUGAAGGAGCUAAAUUUUUAUUUUUAUAAUAUAAAGACAAAGUAUUAUAUCCUUAAGAGGUGUAUGCUACUUAUUAUUUAUUCCAAAAUCUUAAAUGGUCUAUUGUAAGACUAUUAAAAUCUUAGCAUUCAGUCUACAACUAAUUGAAAUAUCUAAAAGAUGCAUUUUAAUAAUACAUUCUAAAUUCAGAUAAUUGGAUCAUUCAUUUUAGUUGGAUAUAAAUGAUAAUAGAAAUUUUAGCUUAUAGACCUAUUCUUGAUAAAUCUGAAAUCGUUAAAGGUCCUCCAAUAGAAUAAUAAUCAAUGUGGAAUAAUUUAAUUGAAAAUAACUUAAUUCUUAGUCUUCCAUAUAAUAGGAAUUAAGGGUCCAUAGUGUUAUUUCAAGAUCAAGUAAAAUAUCUUAACAAAGAAAUAAAGAAUGUAAUGGAAUAAUAGUGUAUUCCUAAGUUUAAAUUUAUUUCAGAGUCUCUUAUAAAAGGUUAAUUUUCUCAAUAAAUUAAUAUUUGGAAUUUCUAUAAAGACUUUAGUUUUAAAAAAAAGUAAGAAAUUAGUAGAAAGGAUUAUGAAAUAGUUUUAGAAAAUAGUGAUUUAUUAUUUAUAGAGAAGUAAAUUGAAAGAUUUAAUUCUUAGUUAAAUGGAUUAGUGCUUCUUUAUUCAUAAAUCUAAGAAUCUUUUACUGAUUAUUUUACCUAAGAGUUUAAGACAUCGCUUUAAAUCAAAUUACUAUAAGAUGAUUAUAAUGUUUUUGCAAAAUAAUUUUUGGAUGGAUAUAAAUAGGCCAUAUAUUAUCUACUUUUAUAAUAGAAAGAUCUACUAUUGAAUUUGAAAAAUUGA